Messenger RNA from Paramecium octaurelia, 2058 nucleotides. The record is from the annotation of a GenBank genome assembly. NCBI's taxonomy places the organism in Eukaryota, Ciliophora, Oligohymenophorea, Peniculida, Parameciidae.
AUGUAACCCUCAUUUAAGUAACGAGCUCCAUGCAAUUUAUAACACUUCCAAUAGGAAAUCAUAAUAGAGAACGAAGUAAGUAUUACAAUACUUACAACAGAUUCCAGAAUUAGACACUUUUGAAGAGUUUUGCAGCAACAUUCCUGAUUAAGACAAUCAAGAUAUCAAUUUCUCUAAGCAAUCACAAACCCAUAACUCAUAGUUAAUUCGUAUAGAUUGCCAAUAAACUCAUGAAUCAAGAUCAUCAGAAUAAUAAUAAUCAAUUGAUUCUCUUGAACAAAAGAGUAAAUCAAAAGGAAAUAGUGUGUAGAGUUAAGAAAAUGAACAAAUAACCUAUUUGCAAUUCGUUGAAUUUAAUCCUCAAAGCAUAAUAUCUGAAUCAACUAAUCAGAGGGCAGAUACAUAUUAGAGUUAAAAAGAUACAAUGCCAGAGCCCCCAGCUCCAUAAAAUAAAAAUACAACUAAAUUCUGCUUUCCAUCCAAAGGAAGUGGGUUAAACAAUUGUAAAUGAUUCUUUAAUAUCAUAUAGUAAAGAAAUAGCUUUGUGUCAAUUAGGAUUUUUAGAAUAACAAUAAUAAUCAAAGUAAUUCUGAAUAGACAGUCUUAAAAAAUCAAACUAUCUCAGAAAAUAAGAAUAAUAUCGAAGAAGAUUUAAGAAAACAAAUGGUUUAGAUAAACAAAGAAAAAACUUAGAUGUAAUUACAAUAUUCGCAGCAAAUAAAAUAGUUAAUUGAACAAAAUUAAUUAUUAGAAUAAUAACUAAUUGAAUAAAAGUAAUAUACUCAAAUAUUGAAUUCUGAUAAAUUUAUUUUGUAAUCCAAAAUAGAUGUUUUAUCAAAAAGACAGAGCGGAGACAAAAACACUUUGGCAGAAACCUGUAAUUUUAUAGAGCAAACAAAGUUGUCCAAUAAUGAAAAGAUUUAAUAUUUAAUUGAGAAAUUAAAUUAGAAGUGUCAACAAAAUGCUCGUCUACAAUAUGAGAUAAUAUUAUUAUAAAAUAACGUACGUAUCCUCAUUGAUCAUUAGGUUGAAUUAUUAGAGACUUCAAAGAUUUUGUAAUUGACAAAUAAUAAUGUCUUUGCUAUGGAUCCAGAUAAAAUUACUCAUCAAAAUCAAUCUCCCCAACCUCAAUCAGAGAAUAGAGCAUAAUCCUAAAGCAAAGAUAGUCGAACAAGUUUAUUGACUCAUUAGAAGUAACCUUUAAAUAUAACCAUUAAUUACCCAAAUGAAGCCAAAAACAUAGUGAAUUUGUAACAAUUAAAUUUAAUAUAGAUCUGCUAUGAUAUCUCCAUUGUCCAAAUGUGCAUAGAUAAUUUAACAAAAGUUAAUAAAUUAGAAAAUUUCAAAAAAUGCUCAGCAAUUUCAAGAAGAUAUUCACUCCUAAAAAAUACAGUACAAAUCCUUAAUAUUAGAAAGCACUAAAAAUUCUACCUCUGUAGGCGAACUGAUGUCCAUGAAGUCUGAUACCAUCAAUUAUUCUAAUAUAAUCAAUAGAAUUCUUAGAAAAGAAUCAUAUUCUAUAUCAUCUCCUGAUGGCAGAGCUACUCAAAAAUUCAAAUAAGCUUUAAAUGAAAAAUUAAACAAUCUUCAACAAGACAGUUCAAAAUCAUAUGGAAGUUUACUAUUCUCAUAAGGGGAGCAACGACUCAAAGAAGCAAAUAGUUGUUUCAGAUAAAUAUCUCCUAAGAGAGAGAAAAAAAAGUCUAAAUAGUAAAUAUCUACAAAUAACAUAGACUUUUCGGUUUUAUGAAUUAAUAAAAUUCAAGGAAGUAAUCAGAUUUACUCAAUUCAGAAGAAUCUCAUCGUUCUGAUUUAGGAAGGAGAUCUGAAAAGUAUGUAAACGUAAUUUAAUCCAGAAAAAAUGGUAUGGAUCCAAACACUGAAAUCAUAUAAAUAAUGAAGGAAAUGCAACAUAAGAAAUCAGAUAGUAAUAUAAUUUUAUAUUCAAAUUUAUUAGUCUCGAAAAAUAUUAAAUAGCAAAAUCCUAGUACACUUUUUAUACGACCUAUGGUUACAGAUAUAAAAGAAGCAUAAAGUAGUCGUUAAUAAAAAUCUUGA